CUGAAACAAAACACUGGGCAGCAAAGCGAGCUGCCGCAAAGGCCACUGCUUUUUUUUCCAAGGCGAUUGUCUCACGCUCUAAAUGCAUUAACACGACAGUCGUGGAAGAGCGAAGCCGACGUGUCGGGCGAGAAGCGGAAAAUACAGAGCGAUUGACCGGACUACCAUAACGACAAAUAAACAGACGCGCCGGACUGCGGGUGAAACGAGUUUAACCAUUUAUAUACCGUCGCGUGGUAAAAAAAAAAGAAAAAUCCAGAUAAGGAGGAAUGCGGUCUUCGUGAAAUGUGAACGGAUCUGAACAUCAACCCAACACUUCAAUGUUGUUGCCUGUCGGCGACUCGCUGGUUCAAAGUGCGGGCGUUUGGAUGCCCAACGGAGCUGAGAUCUUUGCAUUUAGCCACGGAUCCUGGAAGACAAUAGGGGAACACAUUACACCAGGCGGUCUUCCCCAAAUAGAAAGCCAGGAUUUUCGUCCGCUUAGCUCUCCAAGUGCCAGUGAGGAACCCUAAGUGACAGCUGUCCAGGAGACACUGAAGGAUGGCGGCUGUAGUGAACUAUUCACCGCCCUGGUGGGUCAAUGCGCUCCACCGCCUGCCGCACUUCAACCUCCAAUUCGAGGCGGUCAGCAGCGACUUUAGACCCGAAGAUACGGAAUAUCAGAAGUCUGUGCUGCUGCUGGGCGCCUUGGCCUUGCUGUGCCUGGGCCUGGACCUCCUCUUCCUCCUCUUCUACUCCUUCUGGCUGUGCUGUCGCCGGCGCAAGAACGAGGAGUCGUCGCACGGCAGCCACUCGCACAGCCAGCAGCCCAGCGCCGACUGCUGCUGCACGGCCUGGUGUGUCAUCAUCGCCACGCUCGUGUGCAGUGCUGGCAUCGCCGUCGGUUUCUAUGGCAACGGGGAAUCGAGCGACGGGGCCAAUCGUCUGGCCUACUCCCUUCGCCAUGCCAACCGCACCGUGGCGGGGAUUGACAAGCUUGUGACGGACAGCGCCCUGGCCCUGAACCAGACGGUGGAGGAGGGGCUGGUGCAGCUGGAGACGGCCUAUAAGGAGCAGGCAGACUACGUGUCCAUCGUGCAGAAGCUGCAGGGCCAGCUGGACGAGCUGGUGCGUCUGAUGGUGGACGUCCCCUUCUGGUCCAACGCCGACGUAUCCCUGGAGGACCUGGCCCGCAAGACGGAGACCUUCGACUGGUACAGAUGGCUGGGCUAUUUAACGCUGCUGCUGUUUGACGUGCUCAUCUGUCUGCUGGUGCUCUUCGGCCUGAUCCGCAACUCCAGAGGCACUCUGAUUGGCGUGUGCCUGCUGGGCGUCCUCACUCUGGUGAUCAGCUGGGCCUCGCUUGGCAUGGAGCUGGCUGUCGCCGCAACGGCGAGUGAUUUCUGCGUUUCUCCGGAUACCUACAUCACCAGGGCAACGGAGGAGAACUCUGUUAUUAACCAAGACAUACUGCAGUAUUAUCUUCGGUGCAGCCCUGGCCAGGUGAACCCAUUCCAGCAGAGGCUGUCUGGGAGCCACAAAGCCCUGGUAGAGAUGCAGGACGAUGUAGCUGAGCUACUGAGAUCUGCCACCCGUGACUACCCCAACACUAAGGGGAACCUUGAACAGAUCCAGUCCGUGUUAAACUCCACCGAAGUGGGCCUGCAUCAGCUUACAGCUCAUGUUGACUGCCGCAGCCUACACAUGGACUACGUCCAGGCUCUGACGGGCCUGUGCUACGACGGCGUGGAGGGCCUCAUCUACCUGGUCCUCUUCUCCUUCGUCACGGCCCUCAUGUUCUCCUCUAUCGUCUGCAGCGUGCCUCACACCUGGCCGAGCAAGAGCAAUUGGACGGAGGAGGAGGAUGGCGAGGACGAGUCGGGCGCCUCGCGCGGCGGCGCGCACGAUAACCUGUACCGAGUUCACAUGCCCAGCCUCUACAGCUGUGGCUCGAGCUUUGGUAGCGAAGCUAGCCUGCCCGCUACGGCGCACACUGUCAGCAAUGCCCCCGUCACUGAGUACAUGAGCCAGAACGCAAACUUUCAGAACCCUCGGUGUGAGAACACCCCUCUGAUUGGCAGAGAGUCCCCUCCGCCCUCUUACACCUCUAGUAUGAGGGCCAAGUACCUGGCCACCAGCAGGCCCGAGCAGAACCGGCGGUCCGUCCCCAACGACCAGCUGGACCCGGCCAGCCGCCCCCACGCCACCGCACGUCCCCAGUCCUCCGUCCACUAGAGGGCGACGCCACACCACCGCCGCCUCCAUCUCAUGCUCCACCUCCUCCUCCUCCUCCUCCUCCUCCUCCUCCUCCUCCUCCUCCUCCUCCUCUCCAUUCCAAUGCCUCAGUCAGACAGAAUGGGGGGGAGGGGGGGGGGCUCAAGGUCCCCACUCAGCUGCUUCCAAGCAGUUCAGAAAAAAAACAACCCACUGGACUCCAAGGUCAGAGGGAAUGGUUACCACGACGACCUCCACCACUCGGCCGAACCCCCUGCCCUCCCCUCCCGCCCCAAACGGAGGAACACGUAACCCACAUCAAGCAGGACUCACCAACUCAGCGCCUCGGCAUGCAGUGCACUUUUAAUGAGCUCAUAUCUCACCCAAUCAAAAGAAGAGGAAGUACCCAACCUCCUCAUCAAUAACCUGUAUCAUGCCUCCAAGACUACAUUUACCACGUUAAUGCAUUCCCUUGCAUAACAACUACUUUAAAGCCCUCUCCAUGGUUCCAGUACACUGGCCCCUAGUGGAGAUUUUCUUCAACGUCUCCCCCCCCCCCCCCCCCCCCCCCACACACACACACACACACACACACACACACACACACACACACACAAACAUACAUACAGAUCCCCCUUAAGUCACACUGUCCACAUUCCUGAGAAGUGGGACACAUAACCACUUGCACAAUAACAAGCCCCCCCCCCCACCCACCCACCCCCUUACACACAUACAAACACACAAACAAUCUGUACAUAGCUGUAAAUACUGAAUGAGCAAUUCAUUGGGCAAACAGACCCAAGUCCUUUCUGGUUUAACAUGGUGGUGUGCUUAGUGUGUCAUAGAAUUGUUGCUGUACCUUUCUCAUGUCGAAACACAUACACUCGCACACACUCAUACAUGCACUCAGAAACCAUUUGUAUGGAGAUAAGAACAAGUGAAUCAGAAAAGCCAUUCUAACGAUAUAGCUAACAGCUGGUGUCUGGGACGGCAGACACUUUUGGGGUUACCUUCCUCUGUAGAUCAACAGUAUUGUUUUAACCCAAAAUUAAUGACUUGAAUACGGAGCUGUCUGUGUUGCAGCUCUAUUUUUUAAUUUUAUUAUUCUCAUUGGUUAAGGUGUGCAUAAGCACGUGGAAGGAGGUUUUGCUUUGCUGUUGUUGUUGUAGUACGAGCCAGGACUGUUGUGUGUUCUUGCAAGCGCUUUUCAAAUGGAUCUCUGUUGGGAAUGAUUCAUUAUGCGGGCGCCUGGAAGACACUGAGGCGGGACGGAAAGAGACGUCGAUGUGCUCAACCUGUGCCAAAUAACUCUGAAUAACGAGGGUCACCGGAUGUUCGCCCCUCUGCUACUGCCUCGAUGAAAGAAUCAAAAAAAGGGAGAGCGACAAAGAGGAGGAUAACGCAUUUCUGGAUGGGACUAUUUUUCUCCUCCAUGUAAAUAAGAGCAGAGUUGAACGGACCCAUGGGACAAAGAAGAAGAUGAUCAGAAACGGGAAAUGGCUGGUGAAACGUGGUGUCCAACGUGUUUCCAGAGUCGGUGCUCAUUCUGCCAAUCAAGUCGCAAGGAGAAGGAACCGGAAGGCGAAAAAAAAGAAGAAAAAACUACUUACUAAUAACUAUUUUUUGGAUUGAUUUACAAUGUAUUUCCUCAAGUAUAACAACUGGGUGUCUCAAUGAACACGGGCUUCGUUUUUCUUCUGUUUUGUUUCAUAAACCCUCUUAGAAUGUAGGACAAUUAGUGGUGUUCAACUUUGUUUGGGUUGUAUUGUUUUACAAAGCGGUUAAUACUGAUGUGGUACUGUGACAAAGAAAAAAAAUUCUUCUCUUGUU
Molecule: messenger RNA, 4023 nt
Organism: Gadus morhua (Atlantic cod)
Lineage: Eukaryota; Metazoa; Chordata; Actinopteri; Gadiformes; Gadidae
Product: protein tweety homolog 3
Exons: 16
Coding region: 541-2214 (557 amino acids)
Cellular component (GO): plasma membrane
Molecular function (GO): intracellularly calcium-gated chloride channel activity; volume-sensitive chloride channel activity
Source: RefSeq, a predicted model, not a curated record